Messenger RNA from Penicillium antarcticum, 996 nucleotides. Its product is annotated as Mrp/NBP35 family ATP-binding protein. Gene Ontology annotation, cellular component: mitochondrion. Gene Ontology annotation, biological process: iron-sulfur cluster assembly; mitochondrial respiratory chain complex I assembly. The record is from RefSeq and is a predicted model, not a curated record. Gene Ontology annotation, molecular function: ATP-dependent FeS chaperone activity; 4 iron, 4 sulfur cluster binding; ATP binding. The transcript is spliced from 4 exons. Bases 1 to 996 code for a protein of 331 amino acids. NCBI's taxonomy places the organism in Eukaryota, Fungi, Ascomycota, Eurotiomycetes, Eurotiales, Aspergillaceae.
AUGCUAGUAUCUCCUGCUCGUGGAGCUGCUAUGCGUGUGAGACUCUUCUCUACUUGCAGGGCCCUCCAACAUGAUAACCCUUUGGGGCUCCCACGCUCUGGUACUCCUCCAUCUUUCCGCUCUCGUCGUAAUCUUCCUGAAAAGCGGAAGAUUCGCGAUGUGAAGAAAGUUGUCGCAGUUUCGUCAGCCAAAGGUGGUGUGGGAAAGUCAACGAUAGCAGUCAACCUUGCGCUCUCCUUCGCACGCCGGGGUAUAAAGACCGGUAUUCUGGAUACAGAUAUCUUCGGUCCAUCUAUCCCAACUCUUCUUAACCUCUCCGGCGAACCUCGUCUCGAUGAAAAUAACUGCCUCGUCCCACUAACAAACUACGGCCUUAAAUCAAUGUCAAUGGGCUAUCUCCUCCCCCAAACACAAGCCGACAGCACAACAGGCGAACUGCCAAUGGACACCACACCAAUUUCCUGGCGCGGCCUGAUGGUCACAAAAGCAAUGCACCAACUCCUCCAUUCAGUCUCCUGGGGACCCCUAGACGUCCUUAUCCUGGACCUACCUCCAGGAACAGGCGAUGUCCAACUAACAAUCAACCAAGAAAUCAUAAUCGAUGGCUCGGUCAUCGUAACAACACCUCAAGAUAUCGCACUCCGUGAUGCAGUCCGCGGCAUCGGCAUGUUCCAGCGCAUGGAAGUCCCAGUCCUCGGAAUGGUCCGUAACAUGGCAUUCUUCGCUUGCCCGCAGUGCGGACAUCAGAGUCGCAUUUUCUCACAUGGCGAUAAGCCUCAUGUUCACGAUGAGACGCAUGGUGUUGUUGCGGAAUGUAAGAGACUCGGUGUGGACUUCCUUGGUGAUAUCCCUCUUGAUGCUCGGGUCUGCGAGGAUGCCGAUCGGGGCAUGCCUACUGUUGUUGCGGAGGAGAGUGUCGAGCGUAGUGCUAGGCGCCAGGCUUUCCUUGAUGUUGCGGAGCAGGUUGCGAAGAAGAUUGGGCUUGAUUGGCAGUGA